This is a messenger RNA of Ramularia collo-cygni, 1095 nucleotides long. RefSeq lists its product as uncharacterized. Lineage: Eukaryota; Fungi; Ascomycota; Dothideomycetes; Mycosphaerellales; Mycosphaerellaceae. The transcript has a single exon. Bases 1 to 1095 code for a protein of 364 amino acids. The record is from RefSeq and is a predicted model, not a curated record.
AUGUCACGCGAAAUGUUCAGUCCGCCGCCUGGUCAAGGGCGUCCACCAGCAUCGGGCUACGAAGAUCGCCGUGAUAGAAGGUCACAGCAGCGUUUCGAUCCCCCUCGCGCAUCAGAGUACGAAGAUUAUGAUGCUCCACGUACUGCCUAUCAGGAUGACCGACCAUAUGCACCGGCCGAUCCUCGACCACACUCCUUCAAUCAAGUUACCCCAUACGACGACAGAGCAGAACCAGAAUGGCCAGAGGACCAGCGAGUUUACACCCAUAGGGUGCCGCCUCCUCCUAGCGACUACGAGCUAGGAAGAAAGCCGUAUCCUCCUACUGGAGGUCGGAUCCCCAAUCAUCGAUAUGACGACAGAACCCACAACGACAGGAGGCCUCACAACGACAGAUACUCCGAUUAUAGCUACUCCGAUGAUAGAUCCUACGACGACGGACCUUACGACAAUAGACCUUGUGACGACAGAUUCUACGACGAUAGAUACAACGAUAGAUCCUACGACGAUAGAUCUUACGAUGACAGAUCUUACGAUGAUAGAUCUUAUGAGAGCCGUGAUCGGGAACGUGAGACUAGACCUCGGCGAGAGCGCCCUGCCGAGGAAGAGUUGAAGGAAAAAGCACUCGGCUACCCAUCUGACCCAAAGAAAGGCGGACGUGAUAUCCUGGGAGGAUCAGAAGGCGAAAGAGGCAUGGCCGCGAAAUUGAUAGGAGGUGCAGGAGGUGCAUUUCUCGGGCAGACUUUCGGGCGUGGACAUACGCUUGAGACUAUAGCCGGCGCUGCAGUUGGUGCCAUCGCUGCCGCUGCUAUAGAAAAGCAGAUUGAGAAGAGAAAGGAGGAGAAGGUCAUUGUACGGCGUGGUCGGGAUGGCUAUGCUGCCACUCCCGCCGGUCCCUUUCCCCAGCCCGGAAGAGACAUGCGGGAUGUCCGUGAGACUGGAAGAGAUGAAGCACCUCAAGGGCUGAAGGAGCGACUCAGGUCGUUGAGCAAGAAAGGACUCAGCAGUCUGAGUGGACGACGACCGACCGAGGAGAGGAGGCGGCGAAGUGACAGCUACAACAGUGUGGACUCUCGCAGACGUGAGAGAUCAAGAUGA